AUGGAGAAGAUGGAAGGUGUUGAGACGACGGAGAAUGAGACACAGAUACCACCUCUUCUGAACGAGGACGAGAGGCGGAUCUUGGACGCGUAUGACCGACUGGAGGAGCUGCAACUCGAGAUUGCCUUGUUGCAAGCCCAGGGAGUCUUAUCCAAGGAAGUGCCUCAAGAAGCCUCGGAGAAGGAUAUUGCCGCAGCCAAGCAAGAGCUCCUCCAAGCGAAAUCUCACUACCUGUUACGGAGCAAUGUGAUUGAAAGUGUCCUGAUCGCACCCCCAAUCCUGCAGGCAGUCCACGCAGGCGACAAAGCCACGGUCGUCGAGCAAGACCUUUUCCCCUUGAUCCAAAAAAGAGACCAGCUAGCGAUCAACCUGACCAAAUUAUCGACGGAAGCUCGCUCAGCAAGGGACGAGUUGACCAAAGUUGAAGUCGAGAAUGUCAUGAUUGUUCGCCGCAACGCCGAGCUGGCCACGACGAUGCUUGCCCUGGCCGAGGAAGCCGACACGCAGCGGAAGGAAGAUAUUCAGGACCCGGCGCUACGGCACCAGCUGGAUGAGCUUGAAGCAGAGAUGAAGCGGAGUCGUCAGAAGUGGAGGAUUAUGAAGGGGACGGCCAGUGCUAUCAUUGCCGGGAGUGGGGUGGACUGGGCGCGAAAUCCGGAUUUGUUGGAUAUCGUACUGGAUAACGAAGGCGAGUGA
This is a messenger RNA of Drepanopeziza brunnea f. sp. 'multigermtubi' MB_m1, 696 nucleotides long. RefSeq lists its product as uncharacterized. Gene Ontology annotation, cellular component: kinetochore; nucleus. The record is from RefSeq and is a predicted model, not a curated record. Lineage: Eukaryota; Fungi; Ascomycota; Leotiomycetes; Helotiales; Drepanopezizaceae. Gene Ontology annotation, molecular function: kinetochore binding. Gene Ontology annotation, biological process: chromosome segregation; kinetochore assembly; mitotic spindle organization.